This is a messenger RNA of Uranotaenia lowii, 1053 nucleotides long. RefSeq lists its product as uncharacterized. Gene Ontology annotation, molecular function: nucleic acid binding. Bases 1 to 1053 code for a protein of 350 amino acids. The transcript has a single exon. The record is from RefSeq and is a predicted model, not a curated record. Gene Ontology annotation, biological process: DNA integration. NCBI's taxonomy places the organism in Eukaryota, Metazoa, Arthropoda, Insecta, Diptera, Culicidae.
AUGGCUGCACUUCCUGUACAAAGAUUAACUCCAUUUAAACGUCCAUUUAACUUCGUGGGCAUUGAUUACCUGGGUCCUGUUGAAGUCGUCGUCGGCCGCCGCAGAGAAAAACGCUGGGUUGCGGUGUUCACGUGCAUGGUUGUUAGAGCGGUGCAUUUGGAAGUAGUCCACAGUCUUACCGCGCAAUCAUGCAUCAUGGCGAUCCGCCGUUUCAUCAGCCGCCGAGGUCCAGCCUCCGAAUACUUCACAGAUAACGGGACGAACUUCCGAGGUGCGAGUAAGGAGAUAAUCCAACGGGUACGAGAAAUUGAUGCUGUCUGUGCCGAUGAAUUUACGACUGCUAUCACGAGUUGGCACUUCAUCCCACCUGGAACACCCCACAUGGGAGGGGCGUGGGAAAGGAUGGUGCGCUCGGUGAAGCAAGUCAUGGCCGCUUUGGACGACGGGCGUCGAUUGAACGACGAAAUCCUCCUUACUACGCUUGCUGAAACUGAGGACAUGAUCAACAGCCGGCCCCUAACUCUUGUAACCACGGACUCUGUGAUGGGUGCACUUUGUCCAAAUGUCUUCCUGCGAGGUUCAGAUCCCAACGAGCCACAUGAAGUCAUUCAACCUACGCAUCCUGCGGAAGCACUUCGGGAUGCUUACAAGAGAUCGCAGCAGCUGUCCGACGAGUUAUGGAAGCGGUGGAUUAGAGAGUACGUGCCGACAGUCAAUCAACGGUCCAAGUGGUUCUCCGAAACAAAUCCUCUAAAGAAAGGGGAUCUCGUAUACGUGGUCGAAGGCAGUCGACGCAAAGCAUGGGUUCGAGGAGUCAUCGAGGAGCCGAUCGUUUCUGGUGACGGAAGAGUCCGUCAAGCUUUGGUACGUACAACUGGUGGUGUUUUUCGACGUGGAACGGCAAAUUUGGCGGUACUAGAGAUUGCUGACAGAGUCCAGACGGUGGGUCCAGAGAGUGCCGCUCAUCAUGCAACUUCUGAUACUGGUGGUAACGCUGAUCCGGUGGCUCCAGAGAGUGAAUCCGGACCAGGUUUACGGGUGGGGGACUGUUGA